Cricetulus griseus (Chinese hamster) is the source of this 912-nucleotide messenger RNA. Lineage: Eukaryota; Metazoa; Chordata; Mammalia; Rodentia; Cricetidae. The record is from RefSeq and is a predicted model, not a curated record.
AUGGUGUUUAUGUGAUUAACUGUGUUUGUCCUGAUUCUUUCUUUCAUAGGACUGAGGGUACAGGGCAUACCAACAUCAGCCCCCUUGCCUGUUUCUCUUAUGACAAAAAUCACCCCACCUACAGCCACCUGGACUACCUCUGCUCAAAACACUGCUAUGGCCACCACCCCUGUGACCAGUGACACUCUCAACGCCUCAGUCCUCCCCACUACUGCUGCGUCUCUGACAUCUCAGCUCCCCAAGAACAUUUCCACUGUCCCCAAAGAAGAGGAUGUCACAAGCCCAGCUUUGAAGUGGAAUGGCAGCAACACAGACCCCUCACCUUCCGGCUUCUCCUCAACAAGCAGCAAUGUCCACUUGACACCCACACCCAAGGAACCCAGCCUUGGCAGUCCCGAAACAAGUGUGCCAGCCACUUCGUCACAGCCACCCACUCUCACUUCUUCUCAGGCGCCAACCUCGACAUCUACAUCCCAGGCAGCUUCCCCACCUGAGGCUCUGUCUGUCUCCAGUACCUCUAAUCACAGCUCCACUGUGAGCAGCAUCCAGCCCACAGGAGCUCCAAUGGCACCCGGGUCCCCAACCGAGGGUCACAGCUCUAGUCACAUACCCACUUCCCGUGUCACAGCAGAGCCAGCACCGAAGGAGAAAUCACCCCAAGAUGCUGAGCAUGGCAAAGUGGUCUGUGAGUCUGAGACCACCACCCCUUUCCUGAUCAUGCAAGAAGUGGAGAAUGCCUUAAGUUCAGGCAGUAUUGCUGCCAUCACCGUGACAGUCAUUGCUGUGGUGUUGUUGGUGUUUGGAGCUGCAGCAUACCUAAAGAUCAGGCAUUCCUCCUACGGAAGGCUGCUGGACGACCACGACUAUGGGUCCUGGGGAAACUACAACAACCCUCUCUAUGAUGACUCCUAA